Cavia porcellus (domestic guinea pig) is the source of this 2585-nucleotide messenger RNA. Its product is annotated as upstream-binding factor 1-like protein 1. The record is from RefSeq and is a predicted model, not a curated record. The coding region runs from base 694 to 1917 and encodes 407 amino acids. The transcript has 6 exons. NCBI's taxonomy places the organism in Eukaryota, Metazoa, Chordata, Mammalia, Rodentia, Caviidae.
GGCCAGCGGCAGAGCAGGAGUCUAAGCUUUACUGGGUACUUGAGGCUUCCAUUCUUUUUAUCCUGGAGGUCACAAGGCUGCCAGGCCUGUUUUAGGUCAGCCGGGAUGACAAAAUUAAAAGUGUUCUGAAUUAAGAAAUCAUAAGAAACAAAGCAACUGGCCAGGAGAAGCAAGAACUAUUCCUGUGAUUUCCACAACUUUCUAAGUGGAAGAUCCACCUAUCUUCUGGAGAGGCCCCUAAACCCUGCUCAGGGAAGCUUCUUAUACCGCAGAGGGAGCCCAGCUUCAGAAGCGGUUUGGAGUAAGCUUACUUCCUCUCAGUGUGUCUCUAGGAACCUGGGAGUUCUCUGUGCCAGUGCAUGCAGGGAAGGAAAGGAAAGAGGAAGCUGCAGUCAGGGUGACAGGGAGCCAGGAAGAGGUGAUCAUCAGGGGACCUCGAGUUGGCUGCACUUCCGUCACCUCACUUCCACUGCUGCUCUGAGCCCCUGGAAGACAGGAAACCCUCGAGCUGACUGCAGGGACUAUCCUGCAACACACAGUUGACCGCAGGGACAGAAUCGGCAGAAACACAGAUUUACACAUAAAGCAGGACUUUCAGAAGUAUAUUUAUUACCCACUGAAUAAAGAAUUUGAGCUUCUGUUGAGGUUUUCGCACCACUCAGUUCUUAAUAGUAUCAAAAACUCCAAGCAAAGAUGGAAUCACUUCAGAAUCAAGGCCUCUGGUCCAAGAAAAGCAUCCUGAGGUUAUUGGAUCGCAUGCAGAACCAUCUCCUGUCCAAUGACAACCCAGUUUCACAAACAACCCCAUCACAUCUGGACUGGGAGAAAAUAGCUUUCCAAAACUUCUCUGGAGAAAUGUGCAAACUCAAAUGGACAGAGAUUUCUUCUAAGGUAGGGAACGUCCAGCCCCUGAAAGAAUCGGUGCUGGCAGCCAGAGAACUUACUCUAAAGCACCGCAGACAUCAGGAAUACAAGAAAUACCCAGACUUCCCCAAAAGGCCCUUGACUGCUUAUAUCCGAUUUUACAUGGAGCAGAGGACCUGCUACUCCCAAAAGCACCCUGAGCUCAAUAAUCAGGAGCUGACCAAGAACCUAGCUGAGAAGUAUGGGCGGCUCCCACAGGAGAUCAAGCAGAAAUACAUAGAGGCAUACCGGAAGGACAAACGGGACUAUGAAGAGAAACUGGUUCAAUUCAGGAAAAAGCACCCUGAUCCAGUUCAGAACUCCAAAACAUUGGGUGGACCCCAGAGACUCCACCAAACCAGCGCUCCAAAGAAAAUACAAGGAAAUGUGGAAAGAGGGAGGUCUCUGUCCAAAACAGAUGGAUUCUGCAAGAAAGAGAAAUUUCACACAGAGCCCAAGAAACCCCCCAUGAAUGGGUAUCACAAAUUUCACCAAGAUUCCUGGUCCAGUGAGGAGCUGAGCCAUUUGCCCCUGAGGGAGCGCCUGGUGGAGAUUGGCAGGCGCUGGCAGAGGGUGCCCCAGAGCUUGAAAGAACAGUAUAAGAAGCAGGCCGAGGAGCUCCAGCAACAGUACAGGCUGGAUCUGGAUCUCUGGCUCAGGACUUUGUCACCUGAGGAAUAUGCUGCAUAUAAAGAGAGAAGCUAUGGUAAAGGGAAGAUCAUGACUGUGGCGGGAGCCCCACACCCCAUUUUCGUAAAAGCAGACAGGCUGCGCUCACCAGCCAAGCCUCAGCCAGAAGGACUGGGAAAGGAGAAUGGGCUGCAGGCUCUGUGGGGAGAUCCCUCGGGUGCAAUUCCAGUCAGCUCUCCUUGCUCCCAGGAAUCAGAAAGGGAAAUGAAGGCAGAUGGGGAAGCGGAUGAAGGCAGCCACUCCUGGCACUCCAGCGGUGGAGAGGAACACCACCACAGCAGCUCAUCUUCUUUGGAGGAACCCGCGGCCAUGGAUAUCAUCUGACUUGUGAGGGAAUCCCCACCAAAAGCCAGGACACCAGGUCAAGGCUGCAAACUCCUCCCAAAACGAAGCUUUCUUCCUUGUUUUCACCUCUCUCUACUGCUUCCCUCUCAGGUCAGAGGAGCACAGGUGGGAAGGUGGGAAUAAUUUCUCCACAGAAUAGGAGCCAGGGAAGAAGUUGCUCCUCUGCAGAAAUGAGUCUGUAUUAGUGACGUUGCCUACAUUAUCCCCCAACACUGUGCCCAGUGUGUUCCUUAUUGAAGACUGUCAGGGAGGACACACGUGAUCAGGCUGUGGAAAGGUGGGCACAGCUGCCAAGAGUGAGUGUUUCUGAAGUUUUCCUCUGAAUUUCAGUUGUCCCGUGGUGGUUCAGGGCUACGCAGGGGCUUGUGCCUUUUGCCCUCCUCUGUGGAGUUUUUCCUCAGGACUCUUGUACUCAACGUUGGUGAGGAGUCUUUAAUGGGACACGGGUGGGUGAUUUAAGAAAAUCCACAAACUCCUAGCAUCUCUCCUGACUCUGUGAAGCUAGCAGUUGGCCAUCCCCUUCCUUGGGAGUGACCAGUUUUUGCAGUUGGCAGUUUUUCUGAAGGUACUCACCACUCUGUUUAUCUCUUGGUUUGCAAUGAGUCUUUUGUCCCUAUCUUCAAAAAUUGGAAAAUAAAGUUUUUAUA